AUGGAUUAAUUGAUAUUUCCCAGUAGUGGGGAAAAUAAUUUGGACUUUGGAUAAAUAUCUGACAAGAAAUUCGAUGAGGAUUAUUUCCAUUCCUACUCUUACGAUAUUGAUCAAUCUUAUCUCAUGUACGACAAACUAAUGCACUAUUAAGCUCAAAACUUUUUCACAUUUAAAUGCCCUCUACCCUCACUCAUGGACUACUUCAAACUCAACCUCAACUUUACAAUGGCAUACGAGAUUCAAGCUAACCAAUUCUUAAACAUCUUGAGUCCCUUAAAAGGUGACAGUCCUUUGCCGUUGAGCCUAGCUAAGUUAUUCAGUAUUGCGCUCAACCUACCAUUAGCUCUUGGCAGCCCUUAAUACAGCUAGGAUCAUUAAUCAAUGAGAGAUUAGCAGAAUCAAGGUAAUUUUAAGUCUACUAAUAGCUCCAAUAUCUAUAAUCAGUAGAUUGACUACAAAGAUAUUGUAUCACUUAAUAUGCAGCUAAAAAGCAAAUCAAUCAUCAGUCUUCUCUUUAUGAUUUCGGUGUUCAUAGUAAUUCUGAGAUUUACAAAAUUGAGUGAGAAUAUGAAGAAAAAGCUUCCAAAAACUCUGGCUUUGUUUUGGUUUUUCAGUACAAUAUAGCUUUAUCUGGACUUAAACAUUUUUUAAAAUGACAAAAAGCCCUAUGCAAAGUCAUUAUUAAUUGGAAUUUCCCCAAUAGAUCACAGCACAAACUAUAUUCCAGAGUCUAAAAUGGAAAAUUAAAGAAGAAUUGAAUAAGGAUUACCUCCAAAUUAAUUAGCAAAUAGUCAAUAAACAACUGAAAUUGAUGGCAGAUAAUAAGAAUUGGGAGGAAUUGUUUCACAAUCCUUAAUUUAAGUCCAUGGUCUCACUUGGAGAUCAUCGCUUGAAUUUUAUCAUCUAUGUGUGAUUCUCUUCAUUUUAUUCAUGACUUUUGUAAAGCUCAUAAUGCUACAUCAAGGAGUAUUAUUUGUCAGAAUGACCUCUUUUUCAAUAAAUACUCUUGAUAAUCUAGAAAUGUUUACAAAUUCCCCAAGAGUUCUAGCUUUAUUUACUGUUUCAUUUUUGGCCUUCAGCUAAUUCGUGGGCAGAACAAGCACUGACAAGCAGCAGUACUUCUUCUAAAAGAUCAUACCAUUCUUUAUUGUGAUCAUUCACUCAGCAGCCAUGUUACUGAAGAGAAACUUAUUAUUCACUUAUGAUGAUGUAUUCUGCCUAUUUAUAUUUGUUACAUCACUAAGUUUAUACUACACCUAUGAAAGUCCUGAUGCCUUAAAAAAUAACAGGUCAGGAAACCCCUUUUUAUACUAUCAAAGUACCAUAAGUGCUUCCUAGAUCUUAAAACUAAAGAUGCCUUAGGCAACUGAUUUAACUGAUGAGGAAAGAUUAAGACUUCUUCUUAAAAAUACUUCAGCGACCUAAUUACUUUAGGAGCUUGAAGCAUCAAAUGCUUAAUUAGCAAACAAGAUGACCAAGGAAGAGAUCAAAAAGAGAAAAGCUUACAUAGAAGAAGAGCUUAGAAAAAGAAGAGAAGAGCAUGAGGAGUGCUUGAGACAUAAACAAUUAUUAUUGACUUAGAGAAAUAAUGCCAGAUUUAGUGCCUAAUACCCUAUUUAGGAGUCAGAGGAGGAUCAAGAUGUUGAGGAAGCAGGUUAAGAUGAGUUGGACGAAGAUGACUAUGAGUCAUCAGAUAAUAAUCACGACGCUUCUCUUCUGGAGUACAUUAAGAAGACUGUCGAUAAGAAAUAUGAUGCUUUCUAAUAGUUAAGCGAGAGUGGCCAUGAAUUCUAUGGAAUGUCUAAAGAGGAAGCCAGUUAGAAAUUCCAGCAGAUUUUGCUGUAAUAGUUGAAUCAAUAGCUUAAUGAGGAAACCAAAAAAAUCCUUAAUCUUAAAGGUGGCUUAAAUGGUGUUUCAGAACAGGAGCUUGCUUAGAAGUUAGGUUUAUUCUAAGGAAAUAGUACUUAGACCUAAAAUGCAGUUUAGAGAAUUCAGCCUUAGCAGUAGCAGAAUGAUAAGGCUUCAGUCCAAAGUCCAGCCUAGAUUGUGACAAAUCAAGGAGGCUAGGGAUAAUAGCAAAAUAAUGCUAAGCAGACAGCUCACAAAGCUCCUACAAAGGCUCCAUCAGGCAGACCUAAUUAGAGAAAAAGAAGAUGA
This is a messenger RNA of Stylonychia lemnae, 2157 nucleotides long. The record is from the annotation of a GenBank genome assembly. Lineage: Eukaryota; Ciliophora; Spirotrichea; Sporadotrichida; Oxytrichidae.